This is a messenger RNA of Solea solea (common sole), 2544 nucleotides long. It is a transcript of the gene stxbp6, whose product is annotated as syntaxin binding protein 6 (amisyn). The transcript is spliced from 7 exons. The record is from RefSeq and is a predicted model, not a curated record. Gene Ontology annotation, biological process: exocytosis; Golgi to plasma membrane transport. Gene Ontology annotation, cellular component: plasma membrane; exocyst. Lineage: Eukaryota; Metazoa; Chordata; Actinopteri; Pleuronectiformes; Soleidae. Gene Ontology annotation, molecular function: phosphatidylinositol-4,5-bisphosphate binding. Bases 408 to 1127 code for a protein of 239 amino acids.
GUCUGUCUGGGAAACCUGCUGCUGGUUUUCUAUCCGCGCGCACACGUACACACAAACGCGCGCGCGCUCUCUCUCUCUCACACACACACACACACAGUCAGCCUCCGCAGCAGCAGCGAAAACAAACUCUCCUCCCGCGGCUCACACACCAACACAACUGUCCCUGAAAGUGGAAGUGGACAAGAAAUGCUACCGUUGAGUCCGGGAGGACAGAGAACUAUAGUCGGGACUGCUGAGACCAGGAGCGUGGACCGUGACAGCAGCUGUUGGACAAAUUAACCCACGGAUCCGCUCCACGUCUGCACGUGGGAACCGUCGCCACUGAGACAGAGACACGUCGUGUAGCGUGGAUCUUGUCCUGCCACCUUGAACUCUUUGCCACCGGUUCACUCCCACUUACUUCAAAGAUGAGUGCCAAGUCAGCCAUAAGCAAGGAGGUCUUCAUACCACAUGAUGAGAAGAUGCUUGCUGCUGUGCAGGUGAAGCGGAGGACCAAGAAGAAGAUUCCCUUUCUUCAAGGAGACUACAUUGCCUUCAUCUGCCUCUCAGUGACGAAUAAGAAACCAUCGCACUUAUCCCUCACUAAGGUGAAGCAAUUUCAAGGAUCUUCUGCAUUUGUGAAAAGGUCACAGUGGACAAUUGAUCAGCUACGACAGGUCAACGGCAUUGAUGCCAACAAAGACUGUCCAGAGUUCGACCUGAUGUUUGAUAAUGGUUUUGACCAGUGGGUUGCUGGUUCGGCUGGAGAGAAGUGCACCUUCAUCCAGAUUCUUCAUCACACCUGCCAGCGCUACUGCUCAGCACGGAAGCCAGAGUUCAUCAACUGUCAGUCCAAACUGCUGGGGGAAGACCAAGCUGUAGGUUCAGUCAUUUUCCGUUGCAAGGUCUGUUUGAACAGAAUGAGGAAAGAAUUUGUUGCACACCACGGUCAUCUACUCAGACGAGGUAACAGUAUACUACACUCGGCUGCAGACAGUGUGACAAGUGCUGUACAGAAGGCCAGCCAGGCUCUGAAUGAGCGCGGCGAGCGAUUAGGUCGCGCCGAGGAGAGGACUGCGGACAUGAUGAACAGCGCCGAACAGUUUUCCGUCACUGCACAAAAGCUUGCCAUGAAGCACAAGUGUUAAACCACUGCCAAAUCCAACUAGGCUGGGGGGUUUACCAAUUGCCACUCGCUGUACAGAAGAAGGAUUCCCGGAUGUUAUUCUUUUAAAAAAAAAAAUCACAUCAUUACUAUUUGUUAACAAUGUUAACAUGUUAAUGUUUGGUGUAUUGUAUUCUGGUGCACCGUCUGGUGAUGAUGCGCCGAGCAGUGUGGGAGUGAGAGAGGUGUAUGACGACCUCAGACCACCAACAGAAUGUUUAAUGCUUUGGUUUUGACAGAAAAGGUAAGAGCCUCAGCUCGGGCUAUUACUCAAAACAAAACACCCCCCCCCCAUUGUUCAUGUGCUCAGAAGCUAAUGCUGACAGGUCCUUAUCAGCAAUCUCUCAGACUCAUUGAUGAUGAUCAAUUAUGAAGAGUUAUUUAUGAAUACUGCAUGGAUUAUGCAGUCAAAUUUAUGAGUGUGACAGACCCUCUCAUGGGUAUCAUAGAUACACUUUAGGAUGCAUACAGUAGAUACCAGAUUAUAACCCAUCUAAUGUUUAGAUUGUUACAAAAAAAAAGGCUUAGUAACACAGAGUGACGUAUCUGUGUUGGUAAAUCCCGAAGUAUUAAUUUUCAGUUCAAUCCCGUCUUGUCUCACUGGAUUGUGGGACCUUACACUCUUUGGUUCUGUCCAUGAUUUCAAAUGAUAUCAGAACAGUAUUAGUAAAAAAACAAAAAAACAAACUCUAAGUAAGACUGAGUAGAGAUGUUCGGCUGACAUAACAGUGAUUGACUGUAUGUUAGACUUGUCUGCCAUCCAAAAACAACCAAAGCAACACGGAAUACAGUUGCCAACAUUUAAUGAAGUGUACUUGAACUUGUAUUUAGCUGGAGCUUUCUUUCAUUCCAAUAAUCUUAAAUUAAAGGGGACAAAUACAGUAAAGCAGCUUCUGCAUUGUAAAAAAAGCAAAACAUGUAAUUCUUGUAAUACUAUUAUCUCAGUGUCUGUAGAGCUAAUAUGUCCCAUAGAAAGGCAUAUUGUUUUGAAAUUACUCCUUGCUGUAUUUCAACUUUAAACAAUUAGUUGUCAUCCUUUUGUGCUCUUUGUAUAAUUUGGAUUAUCAUAAUGAUCAUAUUCAUGAUAUGUUAACUGGUAGAUAAAAGACAGACUGUCUCAACUAGCAGCAGCAGCAGUGUGCAGUAGUUUGUUUCUGUGCUGGCAUCUUUUGGCUUCCUCAGUGGCAAGAUAUCACCCUCACAGUCAACAUGUGUUUGGUUCUUUUUUAUAUUUUGAAUUUUCUAAUUCAUGAUGUUGUGAUACACUGACAACCUUAUCUCGCAGAGCAAUGUCGGGUACACAAUGAAACGUUCCAGUUGCCUAACUUUUAAGUGUGGUUUUAUUCCUCCUCUUUAACACUUUGGAUGUUUAUUGUUUUAAUAAAAUCAUAUGAAAAUGA